CAAUUUCGCGGUUCUAGGCGAGCUAUGCUGUCGUACUUGGGUUCCAGGAGCCAAAUCCGAUAAGAAAUUUUGGGCAAACUAGCUUCACACAACUUCAGUAGUCCGGACAAGUUUUUGAUCAAGCAUAAAAAAGUUCUUGAUCAGAUAGCAGCAAUUGCAGCGGAUUCUAUUCUCAACGGUCCACGGAAGCCCAAGAUGGAGAAGCAGGUUCGUACGCAUCGUGUCCGGAUGGAGGAAGAAUCAACGGCGGUCGCUGUCCGCGUCAGCCCGAGAAACGAAGAAGCCCAAACGCAACCUUGCAACCGCCGGCCGCCACCGCUGCGCCAAAUCAAUCAACCAACUCUGAUUCAUCCGCCUUCCUCUUCGUUCCUACCUCCACCGAAACCACAUCCACCUGGCCGAGCCUUUCCCCCAAGAAAAUCCCUCUCUUCCGACUCACCUGAUUCUUGCUUCUGGGCUUCUUGAUAUGGAGCGGCCCGCCGCUUCCGCCCCGCCGCCGGCGCGGGCGCCCGUUUCCGUUGCUUGGUCAGUCGUCCCAGUGGACUUCACGGUCGUCAAGAAGGGGCCCGAGAUGGCGAUGCACGACGCGACCGGCGGCCUCGCGUUCCGCGUCGCGGGCGGCGCCGCCGGUGGCACGGCUCUCUUCGACGCCGCCGGGGGUGUUAUGGUCACCGUCAGGACCAGCGGCCAGGGCGAGUGGCAAGCAUUCAGUGGAAGCAGUUUGGAACAGAGACACAUCAUUUUCAGUGCAAAAGUUAUAUCUACUUCUUCAAGUCGAAAGGAGGUACAUGUAUUCAUCCCACCAAGAAGCAGUUUUGAAGAUCCAAAACCAAGCUACAGGCUCUUAGGAAGUACAUUCCGAAGAGCAUGCACAAUAAUAAAGGGGGACUCCAUCGUUGCUCAGACAAAUCUCUUGUAUAAACUCAAGAAGACUAUAUAUUCACGGCGUAAGUUCAGAGUGACUAUAUACCCUGGAAAUGAUAACAUCCUCGUUAUGGCAAUGAUUAUGACCUUCUUUGUAGAAAAGUGACUUCAGAUAAUGCCUACUGUGGUUUGAGAAAAUUGAUGACAAACUCUGCCACCCCUAAAUCAUAUUCAUGUAUAGUUUUUCUGAUUCUGGAUGAUUUAUUUCUUUUCAAUUUUUAUGUCACCCGCCAUAUGCUCUUACUGAACUGAAUGCUUUAACCAUUUUUAUAUCACCUGCCAUAACCUAAAUGUGUGGUUUUUUA
This is a messenger RNA of Panicum virgatum (switchgrass), 1229 nucleotides long. Its product is annotated as protein LURP-one-related 7-like. NCBI's taxonomy places the organism in Eukaryota, Viridiplantae, Streptophyta, Magnoliopsida, Poales, Poaceae. The transcript has 3 exons. The coding region runs from base 467 to 1030 and encodes 187 amino acids. The record is from RefSeq and is a predicted model, not a curated record.